GUCUACGUCCUAAUCCUUGAAACCUUUGAAUAUGUUAUAUCACAUGGCAAAGGGGAAUUAUAGUUGCAGAUGGAAUUAAGCUUCCUAAAAUCAGUUGAUCUUUAAAUAGGGAGCUACAUGUAUUCAUAAGGGUCUUUAAAAGUGGAAGAGGGAGGCAGAAGAGGAGGUCAGAGCGAUGCAAUGUGGUAAGAACCCAACCUGCUGUUGCUGGCUUUGAAGAUGGAGGAAGAGGCCUUGAGACAUGGAAUGUGGGUGGAAAGGGCAAGGAAACAGAUUUACCCCUAGAGCCUCUGGAAAGGAACGCAGCCCUGCUAACAUCUUGAUUUUAACCUAGUGAGGUACAUUUUGAACUUCUGAACCACAGAACUGCCAGAUAAUACACUUAUGUUGUUUUAAGCCACUAAGUUUGUGACCCUUUGUUAUAGCCUCCAUAGAAGACUAAUAUAAACAGCAUGGGGAAUCAUGCACCAGCCCUUAAAUGCUUCUGCCCGGAAGUGACAUAUGGCACUUCUACUCAUGUUUCCUUGGCCAGAGCAAGCUGCAUGGGCACGACUAACUUCAUAGGACUGGAGAAAUUUGAUCCACCCAUAUGCCCAGCCUUAGAGGGCAAUAGAAUAUUGGUAAAAUAUAGUAGUAUCUACUAUACCUUUGCCAUCUGCACCUGAUGCUUGUAUCUUUUAUUCUAUUGCAUUAAAAAACAACAACAACAAAGUGCUGGUGGCAACUCUGUAAGUUGAUUUCAUUGUCAACUAAUGGGUUGUGACCCCUGGGUUGAAAAACACUGCUCUACAGACCCUCCUCUGCCCAUGCCUGAUGGACCACAUGACACACCCUAAGCCUAGCUGAUUGGCCCAGGCAUCAGACACCUGACCAAAACUGACCAAUGAAAUUCCUCUCCUGGGGAUUUGGAAUUGGGCCAUUCAACCAGUUCACCGUGGGAAGCUGAGCAGAGGCAGAGUAGAAAUAGGGUCGGAGUGAGAGCCACAUGCAAAGCCAAAAUGAUGGAGGGGCAGAAAAGCCCUGAGUAAGUAGAGAGUUGGUCCACAGAGGCAAUGUAGCAGCCGCACACAGAGCAGUGCAGCCGGGAGAACAUGCAGCCCCAGGGAGAGAGGUGGAGAGAGAGAGCAGCCGCCUGAGAGGCUGAUGGCUUCCCCGUUCCCGGCUCCAGCCCCCGUGCGUCCUGCCUGCAUAUCCUUCCCGGUGUUCAAGAAGGCGAGCCCCAAUGGAAAGCUCACCGUCUACCUGGGAAAGCGGGACUUUGUGGACCACAUCGACCUCGUGGACCCCGUGGAUGGUGUGGUCCUGGUGGAUCCUGAGUAUCUCAAGGAGAGGAGAGUCUAUGUGACACUGACCUGCGCCUUCCGCUACGGCCGGGAGGACCUGGAUGUCCUGGGCCUGACCUUUCGCAAGGACCUGUUUGUGGCCAACGUGCAGUCCUUCCCGCCAGCCCCUGAGGACAAGAAACCCCUGACUCGGCUGCAGGAGCGCCUCAUCAAGAAGCUGGGCGAGCACGCCUACCCUUUCACCUUUGAGAUCGCUCCGAACCUCCCAUGUUCUGUGACGUUGCAGCCGGGGCCUGAAGACACAGGGAAGGCCUGCGGUGUGGACUAUGAAGUGAAAGCCUUCUGCGCCGAGAACCUGGAGGAGAAGAUCCACAAGCGGAAUUCUGUGCGCCUGAUCAUCCGGAAGGUGCAAUACGCCCCGGAGAGGCCUGGCCCCCAGCCCACAGCCGAGACCACCAGGCAGUUCCUCAUGUCCGAUAAGCCCUUGCAUCUGGAGGCCUCCUUGGAUAAGGAGAUCUACUACCACGGAGAACCCAUCAGUGUCAACGUCCACGUCACCAACAACACCAACAAGACAGUGAAGAAGAUUAAGAUCUCGGUGCGCCAGUAUGCAGACAUCUGCCUUUUCAACACAGCGCAGUACAAGUGCCCCGUGGCCAUGGAAGAGGCUGAUGACACAGUGGCGCCCAGCUCGACAUUCUGCAAAGUCUACACGCUGACCCCCUUCCUGGCCAACAACCGAGAGAAGCGGGGCCUCGCCCUGGACGGGAAGCUCAAACAUGAGGACACGAACCUGGCCUCCAGCACCCUGUUGAGGGAAGGAGCCAACCGGGAGAUCCUGGGCAUCAUUGUUUCCUACAAAGUGAAGGUGAAGCUGGUGGUGUCUCGGGGAGGCCUGUUGGGAGAUCUUGCAUCCAGUGACGUGGCUGUGGAGCUGCCCUUCACCCUAAUGCACCCCAAGCCCAAAGAGGAACCCCCGCAUCGGGAAGUUCCAGAGAACGAGGCUCCAGUAGAUACCAAUCUCAUAGAACUUGACACCACCGACGACGACAUUGUGUUUGAGGACUUUGCUCGCCAGAGACUGAAAGGCAUGAAGGAUGACAAAGAGGAAGAGGAGGACGGUACCGGCUCUCCACAGCCCAACGACAGAUAGACUGGGGCUGGCCCUCCCUCCGGGCAGCUCCAGGUCCACUCUCAUGCACUAGGAUGCUUGUUUGUCUUCUUCCUGCCCUGGUUCCCCCUCCCCUUUGUUCUUCCAGCUUCUACCGGGGGCCCCAGUGGUCUUUCAGGUCACGGUGGUGAACCUCUGGCCUCAGGAUUGGCCCCGUCACGAUGCCGACAGGGCCACGUGCACCACCUUCACCACUCUCACUGCAGUCACCUCUCCAUCCCCCCCUCUUUUCCUGUUGACCCCCAGAAAGGCCAACAUGGCUCUGGUCUUGGAAUUUGACUUGGGAUGGGGAGUAGAAAGGGGAAGAUGGGGCGCGAGGGCUUGGAGGGGCGGGGAUGGGGGCUCAAGACACGUGAGAGGAUGUCCACCGUCCCAGGUGAUUAACACAGUUCUGGCAGCUAAAACAUGACCGAAUCGAAGGCCAACCUCUGGCUGGGAGGGGCAGACCGGUGGAUAGAUUCUCCAUGCAGUUCUUUUCGCAGUUUGGACCCACCAAACACCUCUCCCCUUCCUCUCCCAUCCCCCCCCCAUGUCCCUCUGUGACUGACAGUGACAUUGGUGAAGGUUUGUGGACCCCAGGAAUGGAGCAAAGUAGCUGGACUGACUUUCUUACCAGCAGUUACCUAGUCUAAGGCAAGUUGUGUGAAGUAGCCCAAGUCUAUUUCAGUAUCGUCAGGAUGUAAUAUCCUAACUGCCUUGUAUCUUAUGUGUGUGUGUCCUAUCUACAAAUAUGCACAGAGAAAGAGAGAGAGAAGGGAGGGGUCUUCAGAAAGCACCAAGGUCCCGAGGAGGUUUCCUGAAGGGUGACUCUGAGAGAUGGGGGCCGGGUGGGAGGAUGAGAGUCUGCCCAGCUCCCUUCCUUUGUAGACCUAAGAGUGAUCAGUGACCCCGAAGUGAUUACUGGUGCGGGAAGUGAGGGCCACCGGUGUCCUCCUGCCCUUGCAGUUCUCCAGGGCCGGGCUGGGCUGCCCCUGCAGGCUAGGAGAGAGCACCUGAGGUCACUGUGCCCACAGUCAAAGAGGGUCCUUCCCCAGAAGGUGGCAGGGUCCAUCAGGAUGCCCUCACCUAAAAGGAAGGGGGGGGACUCCUUUGUUUCCUUGGGGAGUUGAUGACCGCCCCAGUAGUUCCCAGUGUCAUGGGUACCCAGUACCCAUUGGCUAGUGUUGGUGUGAUUGGGACAUGGGGCAUUUCCAGGGCAACAGGGCAGGCAGACAAUGAGGCAGAAAGUGUUAAAAGGUAUCUGUUUUUGUCUGACCUUUACUGCUCACUUACUGUGUGACCUUGGGCAAGUUCCUUUCCAUCUCUGGGCCUCAGUUCUUCACCUAGAAAACCAAGGGGUUUGACCAGAUGAUCACAAAGGGCCCUCCCAGCUCUGUCUCCAAGAAUUCGUGAACAUUAGAGCUUCUGGUCUGGUGGGUGGAGCCAGAGCCACUGACUCUGAUCUGUCUGCUACCAGCGAGGAUUCACUGGACCCCAGAGGUGGCAGGGCCAUGGAGAGCACCUAGCAUCACCACCCCACACCCACUCCAGGCCUGAGAAAGGCCCUUCUUGGGCUCCUGAGUGGUUGUGUGAUGUCAAGCUGUGGCCAUAGCUAGCAUGAGCUGCUUGGCCCUAGGGCCCGAGUGUUACAGAAGGACAGAGCUUGUAUGAGGUGGGUGGGGGAAGAGCUUGUGAUAAGCCCUCCAGUACUUCACACCCCCUUUGGAUGUCCUGAAGUUUACCUUAUACCCAAGCAAAUAUAUUGAUUCACAGGGCAAGGGGAUCUCUUGCUCCUUUCUAUCCCUGUCCCAUACUUGUGAAAAGGGAGAUGGCAAAAUUUUAUUGUACAAGUUGCAUCUCAACGCUUUUCAGUUCAGCCCCUCCUGGGGUGGACCGAGCAACCAUGUUCCAUGGUGAAAUUACCCAGUUCACGUGCCUGGCACUGUACCCCAGCCCUUCCCUUCUGAAUCUCAUGAAGACUCAACCCUAGGGACCCCUACUCCAGGUCAGAACCAAGUCAGCUUGGGGCAGUCACACACCCAUGGCCAGUUCUGCGGUCCCAGCUGCACCCAGCCCCUCCCAAAACCUGCUGGGCAGUCUGUACCUCAUUUGGGCAGCUGGAGAGUUAAUGAGUUGUUGGAACAAUGCAUGGCAAGCAUAUGCUCUUCAGGGUUGUCCUCUGGAACAUUUGGGGCUGGUAUAAGACCCUUUAGGAUUUGGGGUGAUCACUUGCCUACAAAUAGACCUCUUCCCCCAUCCCUAACCCGGUCACACAAAAGCUUUUUCAGGCUGGUUUCUUGACCUCCUUCCGCCUCAAAAUCACACUCACCAUAUUGGGUUUAUCCCAGUGUUGAACUGAAAUUUCUCCAGCUGCAAGAAGCAUCAUGGGCCCAUUUAGCCUUUUAUUUACUCUUUGGGCCCAGGGUUGCAGAAGGGCAGUGGUCAAGUUCAUUUGAAUUUGGCUUAACCAUCCUUGGUUGACAACUUCUCCACUUGGCGCUGAGCAGUGGAGACACAGAGUUGGGUCAGUCCCAGCCCCUGUCCUCAGGAAGCUCAUGGUCAAGGGAAAGUUUUAUGGGAAGUAGCGAGGGGGCCAUUGCAUUCAGGGUUCCAUGAUCGCUGCUAGUCUGUAUGGUGCCUUGAUGUGAAUUAGAAAUGGUGUCCCUUCCAAGCGGAUUCCACCCACAUUGGAAUGCACAGCUUCUUGAGUGGUCACAGGCUGGAGUUUAGCCCCACUUGCCCCUGGGCUGGGCGCCCUCCUGCACAGACAUGCACUGCAGCCCAGUGGGAUGCUCAGGCUUCUUCCUGAGAGAAAGAACAUACAGAUCAUCUUGCCAAGUUUCUGGUUGGUUCCAGACCCCGCUUCUCCUGCAGUCCCUAAGCAUGACUGAGUUCUUCUCUGCAGGGCCCCUCUCCAUCUGGAGUCAGCCUGUCCAGGGGAACCCUUGAAGUGAAACUGGGGGUGGGGGAGCCCCGCUGGGCUCCAGGCACCAGCCCACAGUACUGGCUCUCUCUGUCCACACAUUUGGAGCCUGUGCUGACCAUGCCUCUCCACACUGAGACUUUGCAGUGGGCCAUGCGGGUGGCAUGUAGAUAGCAGUCUGGGCAGGAAGGGAGAGCAUGGCUCGGGGUGAAAGUCUGCAGGCAGACGGCCAGCUGGACUUCCUCAGCCUUCCAGCCUAGAGAAGAGUUCAGUCGCCGUGAAGAUAAGGACAGAGUUCUUCGGCUGGACCCCACGGGCCUUCUCAGUCUCAGAGCCCAGACAAACUGAGGGUGGGCUCACUUGGGGUCUUGGUUCAUCUGGGGGAGUUGCUGACAAGCUGGUCCCAUGUGGUGCCGUGAAGAGCACCCUGGCCUGCGAGUCCACGAUGCCUGUCCAUGUUGGCUGUUACCACCCAGCUGAGGAGCUCGAGCAACUCAUUCAACCUCUUGGGAUUGGUUUCCCUAACUGUAAAAUGAGACAGCCAUCCCUUUCCCGCCCAACUCGAGGAACUUGUGAGGCCCAGAGGAGAUGCAAGUCAGCUCUGUAAGUUGCACAUGGCUGCCCAGGCUGUGGCCCUGCCGCUGCGGGGGGGGGGGGGGGGGUAGCCCAGGGUCACACAGGAAGUUUGCCACUGGCUGAGCCCUCCCAGCCAUCUUCAUCUCUUGCUCUCGUGUCACUUAGGCAGAGGUCAGCCAGGAUGAGACGAGGCCAGUUUGGCUUUGGUGACCCAGCCAAGAGGGAAAUUCAGAUACUAUUCAGGAAUGCUGUGUCUCCGGGCAGUGGUCCCAGCAACCAAGACAGAGAGACUGGACAUGGAUUGUGUCAGUGAUUGGGGGGGGGUGGGGGGCGGGGGCACACCUUGGUGUCAGAGGCCAGGAAGCGUUGGAUCUGAUCCCAGGUUAGGGAGAGCCUCGUCCCUCAGGCCCAGGGGUGCUAACCCCCCCCACUACCCCACUAGAGAACCCCAAGGGUGAAGUGGAAUAGAAAUUGCUUGCCCCUUCCCUUCAAAGUGUAAGACCCCCUCCAGGAUCAACCAGAGCUGCCAGUUGUCGCUUCUUGGUGACACUUGGGAGGGAUUUGCGUACGGGGAAAACCCAGGCCUCUUACGCUGGGAUCUGAGCCCCAGCUGAUGCAUCCCCGGUUGUUUCAGCAGCCCACAGAGGCAGCUUCCCUCCUGCCAGUGACUGGGGGCUGGACAUCCUCCACCCAUCCCAGAGGAAGGCAUUAGGCCCCAGUCCUGGACUCUCAUAGGGUCUUGUGGACGUAGGCCUAUACCUGUUCUGGUUUUUAAAGUCAGCAAGGACCAAAACAGACUCCCCCGACUCUCGUCCAUAAGCCUGCCUUGGGCCUGGCAUUUUGCUUUCCUGGCCCAGGCAGCUCCCUCACUUUUGUUCUCCUUCCAGGACUGGAAUGGCCUACCCAUGGGGCAGGAUCCCCACCUCUACCACAGGUACCCCGCCUCUACCUGCAGGCUCACUGCACAGUGGCUUCAAAGAGAGGCCCGUUGAAGGGGGAGCAUCCUCCCCCCAUCACUCUCUCCCAACUCUUCACCCUGAAAGGGAAGUCAAAGCACAGAUUCCCCAGGAGCCAUGACCCGUAGACUCUGACACACUGGUUUUCAAACCAGGUGCUGUGGAACCCCUGGUGUGCCACAGAGCUUUGUCAGGGGCUGCUAAGGUGGGAGAAUGGGGGUGGAGGCCAAGGAUAGGUCUCCAGCCCUCCCCGCCAUUCCCACUUCCACCAGAACAACUCUGCUUUUAUCUGUCUUGCCUAUUGAGGUUUCACCUUUAAACUUUCUUUUGAAGAAAAACUUCUUCAAACCACCAUUCUGAGGUUUGAUCUUAGACCAGCAAGCCCAGCUUCUAUUCUUGCAUUUCCUGUUGGAAUGACUCUAGCAUUCCAAUACAAAGUAUCGUCCUAUUGGAACUUGGGUCACAGACCCAGGCCCAAGCAUUUGCUUAUUCACACGCAUACACACACGCGUGCGCGUGCGUGCACACACACACACACUUGAUGGUUUUGUAGCCCACCCCCACUGAAGCUCCGGCCUGGGUUUCAUUUGGGCGGGGGCCUGGUGCUGUGAGGAUGGGUCUUGGCCCUGAAAUUGGCCCAGGCAUUGUGGGGGACCAUGGAGGAAGCAGAGAGGCCCAGCCCCACCCCAGGACUUGUGUCUGUGCCCCAGUGUGACACCCCACUCCCCCGGCCCAGGCCAAUGAGAUGGCAGAUGGACAGCGUGGUGGGAAGAGAAACUAGAGUUAGGUUCCUCUUUAUAUACAGCCAGCUUUAGUAAAAGAAAUGCCAAGGGAGGACUUUAUGACAAAAGUCCCUCCUAUGAAGGCAGGAUUCCUCCAGAGACCCUUUAAGCAGCAAAUUUCCCUCGAGCAAUUCUAAUCGGAUUACAUUCCCACAUCUGCGGUCAACUAAAUGUGUGGGCAACAGGCGGGUGUCUGAAGAGAGGCUGGUUCCCUACCUCCAGUCCCCCAAAUUCUCUUCCUGCUGGUCUGCCCCUCUGCCCAGGUCCCUCACUGGGGCUGACUAAGAGGUGGGCACUUCGGGGAGACCUGGACCAGCCCUUGGCACAGCAUCCUGCCCAGCCCCCACCCAGGGCAUCCAGGUGGAAAUGUGAGACUUGGGGCACAGCAAGCCACGUGGCAUGGGAGAAAGAGUGCCCAAUGCUAUUCUGUGUUCAGUGCGAGUGUGCCCUUGGGAACCUGACCUCAGUUUCCCCUUGUGUAAGAUGGAGAUAGUGCCCGGCUCUGCCCAACUCAAAGGGAUUACUGCAAGGGUCAUGGGAGAGGUGGGUAUGAAGGGGGGCUCACAAAUUCGGGGUGUCGUCACGGCCUGCCCUGGAGAUCCAGGAGCACUCGGGGGAUGAUGGUUGGAUGGACCGUCUUCCUGGGACAUCUCUGCUCAGUGUUGGGGUCUAGCCGCAGAUGCCAGGGGAGGGGGCUGCGUAUUCCUUUCCAGUGGGAGCCGGCACUUAACCUGGUACUGUGUGUGGAUCCUGGGUGUGAGGAGUGACAGGUGGUGGAGACUGGUCUCCAGGUCUGUGGCCCUUCUGUUAAGUGAUUCUUUUGUGACACCCUUAUUCCUGGGCCACCUGCCAGGUUUAUCUGUUGUACCUGUGGCAUUCCUUAUUAUGUCAGAUAAGUUAUUACAGUUUAUUCAACUCUAACAGGACAGUUCUAACAGUUCUAAUGAAAAAAAGAACCAUAAAUAGGAGACCAUUAAAGGUCUUUUAUGACA
This is a messenger RNA of Delphinapterus leucas (beluga whale), 8662 nucleotides long. RefSeq names its product arrestin beta 1 (gene ARRB1). Gene Ontology annotation, biological process: signal transduction; positive regulation of ERK1 and ERK2 cascade; G protein-coupled receptor internalization. NCBI's taxonomy places the organism in Eukaryota, Metazoa, Chordata, Mammalia, Artiodactyla, Monodontidae. Gene Ontology annotation, molecular function: G protein-coupled receptor binding. The record is from RefSeq and is a predicted model, not a curated record. Gene Ontology annotation, cellular component: cytoplasm; cytosol; nucleus.